CAAAGUCGAAAGUCAAAAGUCAGCUCAAAUUAAUUCACGUUGCUUUGUUGUUUUAAAAUAUUAGGCUAAUUUUCAAAUUUUGAAAUGAUUGCACUUCUAGCUUCUGUUUAAGUUUUAAUAUUUAAUUAAUAAUUAGUCGAUUUUUUAUAAGAAUAAUAGACAUUGUUCUGUUCUUAAAUACCCACUUUAAUAAAAUUACAGUAUUAGGGUUAACCUACAAAUUUACUUGAAAUUUAACAAUCUACAAAACUUUCUAUUUGUGCUACAUUUUAUUAGAAAAAUUUAAAAAAUGUGUGGUCGUACAGCAUGUUGUAGGUGUUCAAAUGAUUACAAGAAAGCAACUGGAUUUUUUGAUGAGAAAACUGGUGAAUACAAAGAAACCGACUGGUUUGACCGCCCAAAUUGCAAUCUACAGUUUCGUCCGUCCAGCAAUCUUUGUCCAACAGAAGCAACGCCAGUCCUCCUGUCCGGUAGACAUUGUCAGAGCUCUGAGAUGCAAUUGUUACAGCCCAUGAUUUGGAGUAUUAUACCAUCAUGGCACAAGGGUCCAUACAACAAGCAUGGGAUGACCACAAACAAUGCUCGAAUUGAAGGCUUGAAAAACUCCAAAUUAUAUUCAAAGGCUCUACAGAAUGGUCAGAGAUGUGUGGUCAUUAGUGAUGGCUUCUACGAAUGGAAGAAAUGUGGCAAAAAUAAACAGCCCUACUUCAUCUAUGCACCACAAGACGAAAAUGUACGAGUCGAGGAUGCCAAAUGCUGGGAAGCAGCCGAGUUUGACCGCUCGCGAGGGUGGAAAGGACCCAAGGUUUUGAAAAUGGCUGGCCUCUUCGAUGUGUGGACAUCACCGCUUGGUGAGGUGAUUCCAUGCUACACAGUGAUAACAAUGGCAUCCAAUCAGCACUUUUCUUGGAUUCAUGAGAGAAUGCCAGCGGUUUUGGAAAAUGAUGAAGCUGUUCAAGAGUGGCUGGACUCGGAUGGUAUGUCGCCAGAGGAGGCACUCAAUCUGCUGAAGCAGUCGGACACACUGCGAUGGCACCCGGUGACGUCACGUGUCGGUGACUCUCGCUACAAAUCAGCUGAUUGCACCAAACCUGUCAAAUCGCAGCCUGUGAUGUCUGCUUUCUUCAAACCAAAGAAGCCCGAGUAGAUUCUCAAGCCAUCGUAAGUCGAUCAAUUGAGCAAACCCAGCAUUUCCUAACUAUCGUAUACAACAAUCAACUUUUUAUCAUCAUUUCUAGUACAAAUUACUACCUAGACUUGUAAAUAUAGUAGUUUGUAUUGUAGUGUAGAAUAAUAGUGUCUUGCUCAAUACAAUAAUUCUAUAGUAUUAGGAUCAAAUAUGAGUUGAAAAUAUUUAAACAAAAAAUACUCUUCAAGUUGCCGAUACCUCAUGUUUUCUUGCAUUUGUUGAAUAAUUUCAGUUAUUGUUUUAUAUUCUAGAUCACGUUCUUAUUAAAUGUAUUGUUAGUCAAUUUAUGUUCAAAACUUGACAAAGACAGAAGCUGGAAACAAGAUAAUUGUAGUGAUAUGGUAAAAGCGGUUCUAAUUUAAGAGUGUAUUUGUAAUUGAUUCCAAUAAUUUAGUUACCUCAAUUUUCGGUUUAAUUGAUUAAAUGUUUAGUGUUAGUUGUUCAGUGAUAAAGUACGAGUAUAUUAUUAAAAUAUCAGAUUUUCAGUUCUUCCCUUCUGCAAUUGGUGUUAUCUUCUACGACAGUAUUCUACAGAAUUUUAUUUUUUAACUUUUGAGAAAUUGCAUUCAUUUAUACGUUAUUCCGAACUGUAUUAAAAAAUUAUUGACAUUUAGUGAAAUCUACUUAGGUUUCUUAAUUUAUGAUUGAUAUUGAAUGAGUAUUGGUAUUUUAUAAUGGAUGAGUUUCUAGUUUCCGCCGGAAGAAAACGCUUUGUAAGUUAUAUUUCCAUUUGUUUUAUUCUUACACCCUCAUACCGGUAGUAUUAUAGUAUGAUUAAUUAUAUUGCUAUGCCCUGUUUCUUAAAAUAAUGAAGUAUUCGUGAUUGUAAAAAACUUUAUAAUUCAAUGAAAAAUUCGUUCUACCCAGUUUUCUUGAUGACCUUAGCCUACACUCUUAAAUUAUUCAAUUAAUUAGGUACUCAAAAAUAUCAUGUUGUGUAUGAGAUUUCUAAUUUAGGUGGCAAAGUCUGCUGCAAAUGGAUUAUUAAAUUGAACAAUAAUUGUAAUAAAUAAAUAACCAUUAUUUGAUCUAUUUUUGAUAAAAAGAAUUGAGUUCCCAAAUAGAUAUCAUACAUUUUCUAAGCUUUAUCAGUUUUUUAAUGCCAUUCAUUCAUUUAUUACAUAUCUGAGUAGUCUGUUGCAUGUUCGUGACAAAUUACUUGUUCAUGUUAUAUGUUAAUUUAAUGAACACUAAUAGAUGGAUGCUUUUAUUCUUUCAUUACACUUUUCAUAAGAACAAAGCCAUAUAAAUCAGGAAUACAGGAAAUUGAAUAGUCCUAAAGAUGAAAAGUAUUCGAGUAUAAAAUAAAAAAUAGUUAUGAGUUUUAUGUUGAAGAAAUGAAUGUAUUAUAAUAUUAAUGAUGUUGCUGUGAUCCUCUUCUUAACUUAGGUGAUUUAAAAAGUGUAGCCUAAUUAUGAAAUAUGUUGUUUAUU
Nilaparvata lugens (brown planthopper) is the source of this 2622-nucleotide messenger RNA. RefSeq names its product abasic site processing protein HMCES. Gene Ontology annotation, biological process: DNA damage response. Gene Ontology annotation, molecular function: single-stranded DNA binding. Bases 290 to 1147 code for a protein of 285 amino acids. The transcript is spliced from 6 exons. The record is from RefSeq and is a predicted model, not a curated record. NCBI's taxonomy places the organism in Eukaryota, Metazoa, Arthropoda, Insecta, Hemiptera, Delphacidae.